Molecule: messenger RNA, 1449 nt
Organism: Westerdykella ornata
Lineage: Eukaryota; Fungi; Ascomycota; Dothideomycetes; Pleosporales; Sporormiaceae
Exons: 3
Coding region: 1-1449 (482 amino acids)
Source: RefSeq, a predicted model, not a curated record
AUGCACCCCGGCGGCCCCGGGCCCGCUUUCAACUCCAAUGCUGCCCCUGGCCCGAUUCCAGCCACGACUCCGUUGGUGGUAAGGCAGGACCAAAACGGCGUCCAAUGGAUCGCGUUUGAGUAUUCGCGCGACCGCGUCAAGAUGGAGUACACGAUCCGCUGCGAUGUCGAGUCCAUCAACGUCAACGAUCUCCCGCAAGAGUUCAAGACGGAGAACUGUGUCUACCCACGCGCGUGCUGCCCCAAGGACCAGUACAAGGGCAACCGCCUCCACUACGAAAACGAGUGCAACAUGGUAGGAUGGGCGCUGGCCGAAUUGAACCCGUGCCUGCGCGGGAAGCGUGGGCUGAUCCAGCGUGCCGUGGAUAGUUGGAGGAACUCGAACGCAGACGUGCGGUUGCGAAGCCGGCGCGUGAGAAGGCAGGCGAAGAUGACGAACCGCAAGGCUGCGGCCGAAGCGAUUGGAAACCACCUGACCGGGCCCGGCGGACCGGGUGCACCGGGUGUUCCCAAUUCUGCCGGACUGGCAGCACCACCCCAACCUCCUCCUGCCAUGGCCAUGGGUGGGCCCCAGAUGCAUCACCACCAUGAUCACCCGGGGGCACCUCCGAGAGGGAACGAGGACGUCAGCGCGAACAACUACCCAGAAGGGCAGAUGCACCACCAUCAAGCCCCCAACGGCGAGACUGCCUCUGCCAACAACAGAGUCCGUCCUGCGCACAACCUUUAUCCUGCAUUUCCCGGCAGCGAGUCGGUAGCCCAGCCGAGCGGCAUGCCGCCGAUGCAUGAUGCCAUGAGACAGCACCCUCGGCCGCCUUACUCGGCCCAUGCCACCAAGAAGCACGACGAAGAGGAGGAAGAGCGCAAGGUGGCCAUGUUCGGCGACCUCCCAGAAUCCAAGCGGCGCAAGUUCAUCCUCGUAGACGACACGCAGCGAGGCACCAGGGUCCGGGUGCGGGUCACCCUCGACACCGUCAAGCUGGAGGAGAUGCCCGAUUCCUACCGCAAGUCCAACUCGGUCUAUCCCCGCAGCUACUUUCCCAUGCAGAUGUCCUCUCCGCCAGCAAGCCCGAGAGGUAGCAGAGUCUUCAGCGACGAAGCCGCGUCAGAGGAUGACCCCACGUCCCCGGUAGUCGGCUCUCAGCUUGUGCCUGUCCCGACGGUGGACGGCGAGGCGAAUGUGCCUGUACCGCGCAUCACGAAGGCGAAGCGGGCCAAGGAGAUUACGUUGAACGACUUCGGUUACAGGAUGAGCUGGAGCCAGAGCCGUGUCUUCGCCGGGAGGACGCUCUUCCUGCAGAAAGCUCUUGACGCAUACCGCAACAAGAUGCGAACCACCAUGGUCGGAGCCGGCCAGGAAGUCGCACCGCACUUCGAGACGCGGCUGGGCAAGCGCAGGUGGAACGAGAGAAUCGAAGAGCGACUCCGGAAGAAGGAGGGUUCGGAUUAA